AUGGAUUUUGAAAUAUGGCCUUGUGACGCCUAUACAGGAGGAGUGUUCAAAUCAUGCAUAAAGUGGAGGAAGUGCAAGGAGACAUCCAAAAGACCUGAUUUCCUGGCAGCAAGGAUUGCAGGAAUUGUGAGGAUGGACAGGAAGGAGAUUAGAUUUCUGGAGUCUGAGCCCGUUGAACUUUCGAUGAAAGAAGACUCGGAAACUGUUUACAGAUGUAUCAUACCGAGAGAUGCUCUUCCUUCGAUGAAACUGAGAAGCCUGGAGGUUGUUUACACGAUAAUUGUCGAGGUAUAUUAUGGAGUAACGAGAGAAGUAAGAACAAAGAUGUUUAGUGUCCAUCCGUUUGGAUUCAAGCCUUUGAAGAAGAUGGAAAACAUAAUAGUCCAUUCGGACAUGAUUAGGGUUGGAAACACGGAUGAUACUGCAUUCGGGGAGAUUGUUGACUUUCUAAGAAACAAGGCUGGACAAGACUAUGGAACAACUGAGGAGAUGGUAGGACGAAAGAUGCAUUUUCUUGAAGACUUCCCUAGAUUCAUGAGAGAGGUUGUGGAGAGGUACAAACUGGAAAGUAAGGGAGACAUAUACUUCUAUGUAUCCAUGGAGGGUUCUGAGGUUGAGGAGGACAGAUACAAAGUCACUGUUCAGGACGAUGAGGAAGAGGUUGCUACAGUUGAAUAUGGAAAGCUUCUUGUUAAAGAGGAUACGAUGAUGAUAUGGUAUAAGAGAAAUUCCAAGAAAACAAGAAUAAUACUGGAGGUAACUGAAUUUAUCAGCGGAGAGGUUUCAAAUGGCGAGGAGAGGCUCCUGAAAGAAUUCAACUCGGACAUGUGUCUCUAUAAAGCAGUUCCUCUCAGGGUUGAACAUGAUUGUUUUACUUUUGAUUGUAAGCUGUUUUCCGUAAAGUUUUCAUAUAGGAUAGAGCUUGAUAACCUUGUUUUUGUUCUACCUAUAAGUAAAGCCUCUCCAAGGGCAAGCUUAAGCAUAGGCGGGGAGUGCAGAUAA
Molecule: messenger RNA, 1002 nt
Organism: Encephalitozoon intestinalis ATCC 50506
Lineage: Eukaryota; Fungi; Microsporidia; Unikaryonidae
Exons: 1
Coding region: 1-1002 (333 amino acids)
Source: RefSeq, a predicted model, not a curated record